Molecule: messenger RNA, 519 nt
Organism: Lipotes vexillifer (Yangtze River dolphin)
Lineage: Eukaryota; Metazoa; Chordata; Mammalia; Artiodactyla; Lipotidae
Gene: RFESD
Product: Rieske Fe-S domain containing
Exons: 3
Coding region: 4-477 (157 amino acids)
Molecular function (GO): 2 iron, 2 sulfur cluster binding
Source: RefSeq, a predicted model, not a curated record
AGCAUGGAUCCUGAUGGCUCUGAGCAAGAUCCUGAAACGAAGAUAUAUUCUUCUGUCUGUGUUGGCAGAGAAGAAGAUAUUAAAAAAUCUGAAAGAAUGACAGCUGUUGUCCAUGAUAGAGAAGUGGUCAUUUUCUACCACAGAGGAGAAUACCAUGCUAUGGAUAUUCGCUGUUACCACUCAGGAGGACCUUUACAUUUAGGAGAAAUAGAGGAAUUUGAUGGACGACCAUGUAUAGUUUGCCCCUGGCAUAAAUACAAGAUUACUUUGGCCACAGGAGAAGGACUGUAUCAGUCUAUAAACCCUAACGAUCCAUCAGCAAAACCCAAGUGGUGCUCCAAAGGAAUAAAGCAAAGGAUUCACACAGUGACAGUGGACAAUGGGAAUAUUUAUGUGACUCUUUCUAAUGAGCCUUUUAAGUGUGACUCUGAUUUUUAUGCCACUGGAGUCUUCAAAGUAAUUCAGAGUUCUUCCUGAUAAAAUUUUAUGGCAAUGAAAAAUGUUGUGUAUGUUUUGAAA